AGGAGUGUGGAUAGAACCAUGUUCCAAAAGAAAGUAACCAGCUAUAUAACAUUAAAUCAGCAAGUACAUUAAUAAUAUCAAAGCAUUUUCCUGUUGACGUUGCUGGGUAAAAUAAAUCAAUAUCAUCUUUUUGAUUACUGAGAAAUUGGAAAUAAGCACUGCAUAUCAGACAAUAAAAACUCAACUGGAAAUGCAAGGUUUUAUGAUAGUAGAGUAGCUCCACCCCUGGAGCAGAUUGGAUGUCAGUGCUCAAUUUAAGAGUGGUGUGGCUCACCAUGUGAAUUAGAUUUGUUUCUGUGCCAAAAAAGGAUCAGCAGUUCAGAUGAAACACCUUCAACUUCUACAGCACCGCCUUUGCUUGCAACCUGAGAUCCAACUGUUUGUUUAGAGCACACACAAGAAGAGAGUGUGGACCUUUUGCUGAUUUGAUGCAUUAUCCAGCACAGUCAUUAACAAGGCAAGACACGGUUAUGCUCUCAGAGAGAGUUCAGAGCACACCUGUUAAUGUCUAUUAAGUUGAGGCAUCUGCUGGAAUUUUUCUCUGCGGAGAAAUGGCCAACAAUCACAGCAUCACUGCUGCAGUGGUGACGAGGGCUCACUGGAACAAACCCAGAAAUACUGCAGAUUUUUUUGAAAUGAUUGAAAAGAUGCAGGGUAACAGGAUGGAUGAGCAGAGAUGCACCUUUCCACCUCCACUCAAGACGGAGGAGGACUAUAUUCCCUACCCAAGUGUACAUGAGGUUUUGGGUAAGAAGAGCCCCUUCCCUCUCAUUCUUCUGCCACAAUUUGGAGGUUACUGGAUUGAGGGAACAAAUCAUGAGCUAAGCAACACGCUGGACUCUGAGGAGCUGCAGACUUUGUCCCCCGACAGCCGCACAAAGCUGGAAUGUAAUACAACAGCAACGCUCUACCGCAAACACUUCCUGGCUAAGGAACACUUUAAUUACUAUUCAGUGGACGGUGCCCUCGGACAUCUGGUGUUCUCUUUAAAGUACGACGUGAUUGGUGACCAGGAGCAUCUCCGACUAAUGCUUAGGACCAAACAAAAAACCUACCAUGAUGUGAUCCCCAUCUCCUGUCUGACUGAGUUUCCCAAUGUGGUCCAAAUGGCCAAGCUUGCCUAUGAGGAGGUCAACGUUGACCGCUUCUUCCCUGUCCUUUAUCCAAAAGCCUCACGACUUAUAGUGACCUUCGAUGAGCACGUCAUAAGCAACAACUUCAAGUUUGGGGUCAUUUAUCAAAAGUUUGGCCAGACUUCAGAGGAAGAGUUAUUUGGCAACAGCCAAGAAAGUCCUGCCUUUGUUGAAUUCCUUGACUUCCUUGGAGACAAAAUUGAGCUCCACAACUUUAAAGGUUUCCGUGGAGGCUUGGAUGUGACACACGGCCAGACUGGCACAGAAUCGAUCUACUGCAACUACCGCAACAAAGAGGUCAUGUUCCAUGUGUCCACAAAGCUGCCUUACACCGAGGGGGACACCCAGCAGUUGCAGAGAAAGAGGCACAUAGGGAAUGACAUUGUGGCCAUUGUGUUCCAAGAAGAAAAUACUCCCUUUGUGCCAGAUAUGAUCGCCUCUAACUUCCUCCAUGCCUACAUCGUGGUCCAAGUGGUCAACCCUUGUUCUGACGAUGUUCUCUACAAGGUGUCAGUGACAGCACGAGACGAUGUACCUUUCUUUGGCCCCGCCCUCCCAAAUCCCGCUGUCUUUAAAAAAGGUCCUGAAUUCCAUGAAUUCAUCUUCACUAAGCUCAUCAAUGCAGAAUAUUCCUGUUAUAAAGCUGAAAAGUUUGCCAAAUUAGAGGAACGAACGCGGUCGGCCUUGUUGGAGACGCUGUACGAAGAGCUGCAUGUGAACAGCCAGGCCAUGAUGGGCGUUGGUGGAGACGACGACAAGCUGGAGAACGGCAGUGGAGGUGGAGGGGGCUUCUUUGAGUCGUUUAAGCGGGUGAUACGCAGCAGGAGCCAGUCUAUGGAUGCCAUGGGUCUUACUUUCAAGAAGCCGCACACAGUGUCCACUAGCCUCAGCGGCAGCUUUAACCCCAGCACACCCGCAAAGAGCCCCAAAUUCCAAGGGAUAUCAUUGCUUGUCCCAGGCAAAAGUCCCAGUAAAUAUGGACGUCGAGGCAGUGCCAUAGGAAUAGGAACAGUAGAAGAGUCUUUGAUCAUUCCAGGGAAAAGCCCAACCAGGAAAAAGUCUGGUCCUUUCAGCUCGAGACGAAGUAGUGCCAUCGGGAUUGAAAACAUUCAGGAAGUGCAGGAAAAAAGCAGAGAGAACUCUCCCAGCACACAAAAAACCCCCGACAGUGGCCACGUCUCCCAAGACCAGAAGUCGGACAACUCGUCCAAUCAGAGCUCUCCUGAGGUGCUCACCACGGCAAAGAACAGUUCGUAUGUCUGUGGCAGGGCUCCAUCAAUCCCUGAAGGUCAUGACCUCUCCCGCUCAUCCUCCAACGCCAGCAGCUUCGCCAGCGUGGUGGAGGAGAAUGAGACAGAGGCAGCGGAAGACUAUGACACAGGCAUGGAAAGUUUGUCAUCUGCCGGGACGCCACACAAGCGUGACUCCUUUACUUACAGCACCUGGCUAGAGGACAGCACCAGCAGCACCAGCACCAACAGCCGUGGUAGCUCCCCAGGUCCUGGUAAAAGCGAGCGAGGGAAGGGAACAGACAUCCGCAUCAAACUGGAGCGACCUCACGAUCAUCAGUCCUCAUCACAUUCCCAUAAGUCACAGUCCCUUUGGGAGAUGAGACAGGUGCAGGGGUUCGCCAUGACCAAUGCCGAUAACGAAGAAGAGGAGCAGUAGUCGCCGCAAAUGUAGCCUCUCCAGCCAGCUGCUCCAUGAUGGCGGGAACGCAGUGCAUCAAGACACACAGUGGAUGACGCACCAAGAGGGCCCAGUUUUUGCACAGUGUUAUUUCCUGCACUCUUUUAUUUUCUUCUUCACACUUUUGUUACUGGCUUCCGAAAACUCACAUUGUUGUACCUAUACAACCAUAAAAGUUUGAUGCGUAAAAAGAAUGUAGUUAGGUUUGUCACAUUGCACGUAUGGACUACACAGGGUAAGAGAGUGCCAUUGAGCUUUUUGUAAAAAAUGAGUUGUUCUGCCUAUUCCACUGACAAAAUGCCAUAUUUGUUUUCCAGCACAAAAUCUAAGAUGAUAUUGCCUUUCAGAGCAGUGUUUCUACGUUGUCCUUCUCCAUCUCUUCAGUUAUAGCAUACAAAUGUAUCGUAAAUCCGAUGAAAUGGCCUUAAAGUGGUAUUUUUUUGUUACCCUCUUUAAAACUCAAAGGUCCUACAGCCAAUAACGGGAAUAAAAUAUUCCAAGUGGAUCAGCUGUGAAACUAAUGUAUUCACAACCCCUUUCAUUACUCCCAAUAUGUGCUGUUAACGUAUGGAAACAUUCACUUAUUUUCCUGUUAUAUCGAACUCGACUGUUGCCGUGAGACCACUUUCUAUUUAAUGUGUUAUUUAGUUUUCUAUGUUUUUAUUUAUUGAUUUUAUUAUUUUUUGGAGUGACUUAAAUGAUCAUUUGUACCUACACAUGGCAAUGUCUAGCACCUUGUCAUAAGCUUGGACUGUGUUUCUUUGCAGUGAAUUAUGUCUUUAAUUGUGAAACUCUUCAUCUCUUUUCGUACAGAAAAUACACAAAGAAACAAUAAAACAAAAUAUCUCAGUUGUAAAAGUUGCUCCAAAUUCAACUACUGAUGAUGUAAAUGUAUAUUUUGUUGGAGUACAUAAUUGUAACGGCCAAGACUGUGAUCUUACCAUAAUUACCAAGUCAAAAAAGGGGUUCAUUCACCUCUAAAUGCUAGCUUUGAUCAUAAUGAAAAGAUUUGUAAUCAUAUCUUGCCGUUCUGCAAAAGGGAAAACCUGUACUUUCUCCGGAUCAUUUCAGUUGCCUUAUCACAGACAUGGUGUAAGUAAACAUAAUGAAGCAAACAGGUAAUAUCUAGCAGCAUUUAAAAUAAAUGAAUGUUUUGUUGUUGUUGUUGAUUUUAUUGUAAAUAAAUGCCCUGAUAAGUUUACAUACUGUUGCCAAUGUAUAUUUAAAUGAAAGCAAAGUACUAUUAUUUAGUUACUUCUUGAAAAAAGCCAAGCUUUCUUAUCAAUUCUCAAACAAGCCUUUGUAAUACCAGAACAACUGCAAAAAGUGGGUCUUCCUCAGUUACAUAACUGGGCCAUAGCAAUGCAAAUGAAACAGAAUCAAUGUAGUGUGUCAAAAAAGACGCAUUGCUACCGACCAAUCCAACAUUGCAAUGUUGCGCAAUUUAUGUUUACUUGAUGUACACUAAUGAAGAAAAUCUUUUGAAAAUUACAAGUUAUGGGUUUUUUUGCAACAAGGUUGUAAGUCGAGCAUCAACAUGCAAAAAAGAACAAGCAGGAGCAUGACACAAAAAAAUAAGGGAAUCAGUAAUUCCUUGAAAACUAAAUUCAAACUUGCAGGCUUUUCAUUAAUUGGUCAAAUAUUUAAAACCAUUACACGUUUGUAAAACCACCCAACGCAUAGGGGGGCCGCACUAGAGAGGGCGCCAAAACGGUGGAAAGAGAAUUAGUUAGGGUUCUGCAUUUUCUGUGCAUAUGUCUAAAGAACAUUUGUUUCUUCAUAGUAGUCUUUGCCCAUUUUCAAUUAUUGCCCAAACGGCAUAGCAGUUUUGAAUUGGCUUUACUGCAGUGGGUUAUAUUUAACACUUUUCUCUUCCCGUUGGACCCAUCAGCCUAUUUUUUUGUAUAUUGGAAUCUGUUAUUUAGUGUAAGGGUUGUGAAAGAGUCCCUUUAAUAUGCAAUUUCAUUUCCACAUUUCAUGGAUUCAUAUACGCGGCAAAGAUUGUAUGGUAUGGUAUGCUCUUUUUUGUCAUUGCACAAGUACAUCACAAUUUCAUUUUCACCACAAACCCAUGCAAGAUUAGACAGACAUUGUACAGGAAUACAGAACAGGAAAGGUGUAAAAGGUAGCCACUGGGGGAGGAAGAGUAAAAAAAAGUCGAUCUCAGACUGGGCCUAUCUCAGACUGGCCCAGACUAUUGAGGCGGGCCCAGUCUGGAGUGAGAAAAAAACUUCAUAGCAAGCACAUAUACAUAUUCGACAUACAACUCAAGACUUGCAACUAAGGGUGAGGGGGCGGACAUCCGGCCCAAAGCUGCCAGCCACAAGAGGCACUGCUCCGUGUUCCAUCAUACCGCAAGGGGUGAAGCGUCGGAGCUGUGGGACGUCGGGUCGGGUAAAUGUGUUUGUGUGUGUGUUGAGAUGCAUAUGUGUGUGUAAACCUGCAGCGUGUCUCGACCCCGGUGCUCUCAAACGCGAUAACACAUCCAGUCAGUCCAACAAAAGUCAACAACAAGAGGGGUGUGUCCAUGAAAGACAGAGAAGCAGUUUGUUUCGUCUUCACUUCACUGUCCUCUGUGAGAGUCUCGAAACAAUGACCUUGCCAGGUCGUUUGCAGCCAGAGAAAACAAUCUAGUUUAGAAUGUUUGUGUUUGGGCGAGCUAAAAUAAUUUUUUUCUUUUCACUCUAUUGUCUGUUUCUGGUCCUCAAAUUCAUCAUACUUCACCAUCAGAGCAGCUGGCAUCUCCAAGAUGUUUUCAAAUGUGCAAAAAGUCUGAGUGCCCAAAGUUCUGCUCACUUCCUCCAAUCAUUUGUGGCAGCUUUAGGGUACUUUGAACGGCUGCGAGCAUCGUCCAGUUUGUUGACUGACCAGAGCAAUGCUUACUCCAAUCAGCAGAUGUCCUGUUAUCAUGAUUUCGAAUAGGGAGAUGUCUUCAACGUCCUCGACUGAAGGGUCGCCAGCAGGGCCGGCCCGUGGCAUAGGCCGUAUAGGCAAAUGCUAAGGGCGCCGUCCAUCAGGGGGCGCCACGCCAGUGCCACAAAUGUUGGAGAAAAAAAAAUAAAAUAAAAAGUUGGUACUAUUAUUUCUAAAUACAAAAAAAUAAUCCCAUGUUAAUUAAAAUGCAAAGUAAAGCCUAUUUAAUAGAAAUAUUAUUUGUUACAACAUUACGCCCCUCCCCCCCGCACGGUGCGCCCCUCCCUUCCUGUAUCAUGACUCUUUUUGGACGUCACCACAUCAAAAAAUCAACACAAGAUGUCAAAACGGCCAAAACUGUCAGGUGCCCAGGAAAGAAAAAAGAGAAAAGAAGAGGAGGAGAAACGAGAAAA
This is a messenger RNA of Nerophis lumbriciformis (worm pipefish), 6148 nucleotides long. It is a transcript of the gene rap1gapa, whose product is annotated as RAP1 GTPase activating protein a. Gene Ontology annotation, molecular function: GTPase activator activity. Lineage: Eukaryota; Metazoa; Chordata; Actinopteri; Syngnathiformes; Syngnathidae. The record is from RefSeq and is a predicted model, not a curated record. Gene Ontology annotation, cellular component: cytoplasm. Gene Ontology annotation, biological process: regulation of small GTPase mediated signal transduction.